CGCUCCGUCAACAUGGCUCCAGGAGGCAUGAUCGCCGUGACAACCUUUGUCCUCUUCUUCAUGCUGGGCCCACUCAGUCCAGCUCCAGCGACCUGUUCCCAAAUGAGCAGAGCAUGUUGUACGAGAUACAACAGAAAGCCGGUGCCUUUCCAGCGCAUCAAGGGCUUCAGAGAACAAACCAUGAAGGAAAACUGUCACAUGGAGGCGAUCAUUUUCUACACGGUGAAGAACAAUGAGAUAUGCGCGACUCGGAGGGAUGAGUGGGUGAGGAAAACGCUGGAAUUACUCAGCUCCAAACUGAAGAAGAUGUCCAAGGCCGACUCAGCUACAGCUACAGUCGGAACUCCGAUGAAGAAAAGAGAAAAUCCUUCAUUUAAUGAUGGAAGUGCUGCAGAAAGACUCUUUGACAGCACAGAGAGUCAAUAUUAG
Solea solea (common sole) is the source of this 429-nucleotide messenger RNA. It is a transcript of the gene ccl20l, whose product is annotated as C-C motif chemokine 20-like. The record is from RefSeq and is a predicted model, not a curated record. Gene Ontology annotation, molecular function: chemokine activity; CCR chemokine receptor binding. The coding region runs from base 13 to 429 and encodes 138 amino acids. NCBI's taxonomy places the organism in Eukaryota, Metazoa, Chordata, Actinopteri, Pleuronectiformes, Soleidae. The transcript is spliced from 4 exons. Gene Ontology annotation, biological process: chemokine-mediated signaling pathway; immune response; inflammatory response. Gene Ontology annotation, cellular component: extracellular region.